Molecule: messenger RNA, 1992 nt
Organism: Talaromyces marneffei
Lineage: Eukaryota; Fungi; Ascomycota; Eurotiomycetes; Eurotiales; Trichocomaceae
Exons: 5
Coding region: 1-1992 (663 amino acids)
Biological process (GO): DNA-templated transcription
Cellular component (GO): nucleus
Molecular function (GO): DNA binding; zinc ion binding
Source: RefSeq, a predicted model, not a curated record
AUGCACCAGGUCCCAUGUUCAAGAAUUGGUCUUAAUAGCGAGGCAUCGCUUGCAACCACUGCAGAGAGAAGCCGGAAAAGACGACGGUUGUCUGGGAGGAAGCCAGCUACGCGUCGUCAGCCAUUGUUUCCAUCCACGCCUGCUGAAGCCUCCGCUGCUGUUGAAAAUGCCCGCCCUCCCUCUCCACUGUUCACCACACACAAUGCAAGCAAAACACAAUCUACCCAUAUUGUCGGCCCAGCAAUGGCCCGCGACGCUCAAGUUCUCGAACGCUAUAUGUCUCCGACUUAUAAUACAGCCGCACCCUCUGCUCGACAAAACCCGUACAGUGUCUAUUCUCACGACCCUCAAAAUCCUGUAGUGUAUAUGAAAGUCCCCCGCCAUCGUAACAUUGCACCGUCUGGCAAUGGUACUGCAGGGUUUAGACAAUUUGAGGUGAUGGAGAAAAUCGUGCAGCCAUUGGGUCCAGAACUCUGUCGGUUGUAUUUUGACAAUGUUCAUCCACCAUUUCCGGUUCUCGACGAAAAAGCAAUCCUUGAAGCUUAUCCACAAGAAGGCCUCCCGUAUACUUUGGUAUGUGAAAUCUACGCAGUCUCCCUCCUCCUGUGGAGAACUUCCACUACGAUAUCGGCCUCAGGACGCCCAACUCCAGAUGUUCGGUACAUGUGGAAUCUGGCAGUUAGUGCAAUGAAUGAUGAUUUCAUAGCACCUGAUUUGUCUACAGUAUUGUCAUGUAUCCUAGAUCUUCUUGGCCGGCCAACAACCUCCAUCACGUACAAUGCAGUUAAUGUUGGUCGUGUCGUCUCCCUAGCCCAGAGUUUGGGCUUGAACCGCAAUCCAUUGAACUGGGAUUUGGCAGCUCGGCAGAAGAACUUGCGUAUCCGGACUUGGUGGGGAAUAUUGAUUCAUGAUCAAUGGGCGAGUCUAUCUCACGGGACUCCACCUCAUAUCCAUCACUCUCAGUGGGAUGUUCCACUCCCUGACUCGGAGAUAUUGGGGGUAGGUUCCAUUACAUAUGAGGACCCAGCCUCUGUGUUCCGAGUUCAAGGAGCUCUCUCUUUUACCGCUCUUUGCCAAUUAACUGUGAUCCUGGGAGAAAUCCUUCCUUUAAUCUACGCACUUCAACCUCAGGCCUCAGGUCAUGCAUUUAGGGCUUUACGCCGUCACGAAACGGCACUCGAUGAAUGGGAAGAGAAGUUGCCUACUUGGCUACGUCCUGGCGGUGCCUCCUUUGAUCGGAGAGCUGCUGGCGCUUUGAACCUUCAGCUCUGCUACCUGGUAAUUAAAAUGUGUCUUUGGAGAAUCGGGCUUUUGGAGUUCCAUUCGUUGGAUGCUAGUGAUGAUAGGGACGACAAAAUGUAUUAUCAAUCGAAAUGCCAGAAAGCAGCACGAGCGGUGAUAGAGUUUGUCACCAGCCUAGAAAUACAAGAGCUCAAUUCUUUCUGGCUACCUUACACCACAUAUCACUUCACAUCGGCGACAACGCUUAUACUCCGGUGUGCCCUUGAAGCUGAAAAUUCCGAGACUGCACAAGAAUGUGUAUCGAGCGCCAAAAGUCUGAUUGAUUUCCUGCGAAAGAUGAAAGACGAAGCCAAUUGGGAUCUAGCAGACACAUGUCUGAAUCAUUGCGAGGCCGUCGUUGAGAAUCUAAGUGACAGACACAACCUAGCUACAUGGAGGAGCAAUCCGCCCGGUAAUCAAAAUUCAAGCGGAGGCGAAUGUGGAGGGAAAUUCUUUGCUCGACGCAAUAACCAACACUCUCAAGGACAAGCGGGGGCUGCAUUUUCUCAUAUAAGCCAUAAUUCUCCAAUCCCGGACCCUGGAAUCGCUGGUGGUCGAGAGGGAGUCAGUACAGGAGUUAUCAACCCGGCGUUCCUUCAGGAUGUUAUGACGUUCGGGUCUAUGCCGGGGACUAUGGCUGAUAAUACGGUAUUUUCCGAUAUGGUACAGAUGCCAUAUAUGGAAGGGUAUCCAUAUCGCAACUUCUAUUAA